ACUUCACAUCUUUGGAGAGCUGUCGUACGCUUUGCUCCGCCGCUCUAAUUGGCUCACUGGGCCGUAGCUUUUACUCUUCGCUAAGCUACGUCGAAACAAAGUAUAGCAACCGUGGUUUUCGAGGACGUGUUUACUGGUUUAUGCCACAACAGACCCUUCUUGAAAAAUGUGCUCAGUCUGGUAGUUGCUGUGUUCUUUAUCUAAGUCGGCCAUUGUUUGGGCACAUACUUUGCGCAUGUAUUGGGACGAGGGCUUUGUCAGCGUUCGGCGAGGACUCGGAUCCAAUCGCACACUUCGUGCCCAAGAAAUGGCGACUGGCAGUGUGUUUUUACGGGGUUUCGAAAAGGGUCUAAGCUGGCGUCCCCGAUUUCGUCUUUACCCUCUAACAAACGCAUUUUUGCCUUCUUUCCCUGGUGCAGCCGACGCCGGAUCAAAACGGCAGAUGGCUCGAGCCAAGCCGAAGCCUCUCCUGAAGCUUUUCCAGUGCAAGAUCUGCACCUACAUGACUCGCAAGCUGGCCAACAUGCGGCGCCACUUGCAGUCGCACUCUGGCGAGCGUCCCUUUGGCUGCCCCCAGUGCUCUGCGCGGCUCGUGUCCAAGUCGGCGCUCCAGGCCCACCUGCGCACUCACACGGGAGAGAAACCCUUCGAGUGCGACGUCUGCUUGAAGCACUUCACCCAGAAGAGCAGCCUGACCAAGCACCGGCUCAUCCACACCGGGGAGCGGCCCCACAAGUGCCACAUGUGCUCGAUCGCGUUCUCGCAGAAGCAGCACCUCAAGGUGCACAUCCGCUCCCACACGGGCGAGAGGCCGUUUGCGUGCGGGCACUGUCCCAAGUCGUUUGCGCAGAACGACGACCUGGUGAGGCACACCCGGAUCCAUACGGGGGAGAGGCCGUUUAAGUGCCCGGAGUGUCCCCGCACGUUCACGCAGUCCACGGGCCUCAAGAGCCACGUGAAGACGCACUGCAGGGAGGCCGUGCACAAGUGCGACCGGUGUUCGCUGGGGUUCAGGACGAAGAACGGGCUGGGAAGGCACAGGGCGAUGCACGACCAGUGAUUUUUCCCACGAUGCUUUCUUUCCGAAUUGUCGUACGGUGUACAGGACCGGUCGGAAUUAAAGUUUAUUUGCCGAGCAUUCUAGAUGUCGAGCUGUAAGGCCCUACAGUCCGUUGCAACUCCAGAACGAAGGGCAAGGGUAAGACGGGCCGGGGAGGAGGAAGCAGACGGAACGCUGAAGAAGAGAGGGGGAACCUCCUUCUCUCUUUAGUGUUCCGUCUGUUUCCUCCUUUCCGGCCCGUCUCAUCCUCGCCCUUCGUUCUUGAGUUGCAACUGACUGUAGGUACACGCUUUAUGGAAAUGAGCUUUCUUUAUUUGCAGGUUUUGUGGGACAGAAGUUUUAUCUUGGGGAUAUAUAGUAUGAGAAUGUUUCUUACUCUUGCAACAAGCGUUUUUGAUUGUCAAGCUGUAUGGUUCUUUAUUCAAGUUAUCUACUAUUAUUUUUUUGCGAGUUUUGUGGGAUGAGAACAUCAUCCUGGGGGAUAUAGUAUGAGUUUGGUUUUCCUUGCUGAUGGUUUGACUAGGGGACAUCUUGUGAUUCGAUAGAUUGUUAUAAGUAAUGUCGGUGCCUUCGAUGAUCUCGAAAGAUUUAUGGGACCACGAAGUUGCGAUUGCUAUUCCAGAGCUCGGGUCACGGAGUUCCUAUGAGUUUGAACUUACAGAUGUGGUUUAGGUUAGAAGUGAGGGGGCUUCUCUCUUUUAGAAGCCUGUUACAUCAACUUCCGUGGAUCUAUUCCACCACAAAUGCCGAGGACAUUUUUCGUAGAAUUUAGUUAAUCUCGGCUUUCUUUGCCGGUACAUAAUGAAUAGAAUAUUUUUGUGCUUAAUGUUUUUUAUUGCAGCUAUCUGCUAGGUUGCCUAGUUUCAUAUUUUACAGUUUCUUUAUACUGUAUAACAUCAUUGAUCGUGUUGCAUUUUGAAAUCUCUACCCAAAAAGGCUGUUACGUUGAAGAAUAAGUGAGCUUCAGUAUGACGUUCACGCUUGUUGAGGCCCAUUUACGCAGUAGUGUUUGACUACGUUGUGAGGGCUUGCGCGAAGUUAUGACCAAGUCUCCAGGACAUCCGUGUUUUGGGCGCUGCCGGGUAAUCAGUUCAGAGAGUAGUUUUGCACGCGACAUGGGAAGCAUAGAUGUCUCAAUGGAUUGUGAUCGCGUCUUUCCGUAACAUAAUCGGGUGCAGGUGUGUGAAUUGCCUUUAGUGUUGUCUGCAUUAGCUGUGUUGAGCAUCCUGCCUGUGUGCUUUACAACAUCUUGUAGGCGCCAUAAUAUAUGCAAUAAAUAUGUCGAACAGGAAAGUAUUGGGGUUUGCCCAAAUAAUUUUUCAUAGAACUUGCUGAUAGAGUUAACUCUAAACAGUCAUGUUUGUUUGUACUCGAAUUUUCCAACUAAAGGAGAGGCAGGUUGCCUUUUUGUUGAGCUGUUGGUUUACACUGGUGUGUCUGAUAAAUGUUGCCACAUUUUUAGCAUAUUUCUUCCUGUAUGAACUCAACACAAUUCAGCCUGCUCAUAUCUGAUUAUUUGAAGCAGCUGUCAUAAAAUGUCUCGAUCUGUGUCAAUCUUAUCCAAAGUUGGAAUAUUAAGUUUCUCUUUUGCAUUCAACUUUUCUGGAUUACUGCAUGGGCCUGUUGCUUUUCAUGAGGCCCAGCUUACUGCAUAAGCAAAUACAACCUUAAGAUUUUGUGCUCGGUUUUGUGAUUUAAUAGAUGUCCUUAAUACUUCCAACUUGAAACCCACGAAGUUGUUUACCAUUUGCGUAAUACUGAGUUGCUGCAUGAGAUGACACACAAAAUAGUUGUGAUUUAAACAUUGCUACUGUUUAUUUUUUAAAACUGUUUAAAAAUAAAUACUGCUA
This is a messenger RNA of Ixodes scapularis (black-legged tick), 2910 nucleotides long. RefSeq names its product gastrula zinc finger protein XlCGF71.1-like. Gene Ontology annotation, biological process: regulation of transcription by RNA polymerase II. Lineage: Eukaryota; Metazoa; Arthropoda; Arachnida; Ixodida; Ixodidae. The transcript has a single exon. The record is from RefSeq and is a predicted model, not a curated record. The coding region runs from base 236 to 1060 and encodes 274 amino acids. Gene Ontology annotation, molecular function: DNA-binding transcription factor activity; RNA polymerase II cis-regulatory region sequence-specific DNA binding.